Epinephelus lanceolatus (giant grouper) is the source of this 3102-nucleotide messenger RNA. The record is from RefSeq and is a predicted model, not a curated record. NCBI's taxonomy places the organism in Eukaryota, Metazoa, Chordata, Actinopteri, Perciformes, Serranidae.
UGGCGGUUCUUGCCGUCUUGACUGACGUUCCUCAGUGACACAUCUCCUCCUCCUCCUCCUCCUCCUCCACCUCCACCGCCGCUGCUGCUCCACUUCGCCAUUGUGUGCGGAGCUCGGUGAGUGUCGAGGUCGAGGCAGCCACCGGGGGAACGAUGGCGGAGUAGGAACAAACAAACGGACUAACGGCUCGCUUCUCCUCCAUCUUCUUCUCCUUCUUCUUCCUGCCGUCCGUCCGCUGCUCCCGCUCCCACUCCCGGCCUCACCGACCGACGACACCCAUGCAGCAGAGGAGACCCUGGAUGGGACUAGCUACAUGUGAUUUAUGUUGGGUAACGGGGUGAAGCGGAAACUGGACGAGGAUGAGGAUGUUCUGGAGGAGGACCAGCGUCUUCUGGCAGUCGGUGGCAUGUCGCAGGCAUCCUACACCCUGCAGCGUCAGACGGUCCUCAACAUGUCUCUCAUGAAGCUGUACGGUCCGCGGAUGGGCGCUGAUCUCGGCCUGCAGCGCCGAGUCCUCAUCAACAACAUUAUCCGCCGCAUCCAAGAUGACUUCAGGCAAGAAGGAGGCAUCGACACGCUCUUCUUCUCUGCUGCGCCGCCUGGCGCUGCUGCCACCGCCGCCCGUGAGGACGAAAGCUACCGGCAGCCUCCGCCUCCUUCCUCCUCUUUCAGCAUCCUCUCGUCGUCGCUGUCAGGACUGACGGCACUGGACUCCUGCCUGACUCCUGCCUCACUGCUGGAGGAGGACCUGCCCAUGUUCUUCACCCUGCCGCCCUCCUCCUCCACCCAACACCACCACCUGCACCACUCCCCAAGGCCGCUGCCACCGCCCUCGCCGUCACCCAAAGACAGCUUCUCCUCCGCCCUUGAGGAGAUAGAGGAGCUCUGUCCUUCCUCUUCGUCUUCCUCUUCCUCUGGCCCGCCCGCACCCCCUCCUGCUCGGCUUCUGUUUGACGUCAUCAUGAAGGAGGAGGGGCGUGGCUUUCAGGAGGUGGAGAGCAGGUUGGAGAAACCUCCUCUUCCUCCCUCUCCGUCCUCCCCAGGCUCCUCCUUCCUGACUGACUUCGCCCUGGACGACGUCCUCUUCACAGACAUUGACACGUCCAUGUACGACCUCGGCCCCUGCCCGCCCCCGUCAGGAGCGCUGCCGUCUAAGAUGGCUCCCGUCAUGAUGGCGGACGACCUCGUCCGGUCGAUGUCCGGUUACGGAGCGGCGGGUGGCGGCGCUCAGAACCAGCCUUUUAAAAUGGACCUGGCGGAGCUGGACCACAUCAUGGAGGUGCUGGUGGGCAGCUGAGAGGACGACGAGGCUUUUUAUAACGUUUUGUUAAUUUUGUACAGUUUUAAAAUCACAGCGGACUUCACACGGGUUUUAUUCUGGAGGGUUCAAGCUGCUGUGUGUCGAGUCUGGAUAAAUUAUGACAACAUUAGUUCACCUGCAUAAACUGCAUCUCACACAGAGAGAAAUCUGCUGGAUCCUUUUAUUGAGCGUAGAGGGGUCAAGAGACAGAGACGAGGGUUUCACAGGUGGCAGGUGGAGGUUAUGAUAAAAGAGCAACAGAAAAAUAAUCCUUCAACCUGUUGAAGCUUUUCAGAAAGCGGAGAGAAACAGGAAACAGUGUAACGGCCCGGUCACAGCAGAAACAUUCAUCUGUGUCUCAAGUGUUUGGUUCUUACGUCUUGGUGACGUAGUGAGAACACGCAGAGCUACAAUAUUUAUUAAUGCGCUCUGUCCCGAACCAACCAAACAUUAAAUGAAAUAAAAAUGUUGUGUCAGGGCCUUUAAGCAAGAGUUUAAAUGCAGGACUUUUACUUGUAACAGAGUAUUUCUACCCUGCAGUAUUACUACUUUUCCUUAAGACCUGAGUCCGUCUCCCAUCACUGCGGGGCCUUUCAUGUGUGAGGUGCAGUUUGUUCAUGCUAAUAAAGGUUCACUAAUGUUUCUAAAAAUCCACACAGCAGCUUUAAUCACUGAGUUACAGUAUUGGAGCCACGCGGUCACACUGAGCUUCACGCCGAGGAGCCCACGUGUGAAUAAUUUCCUCAGUAACACCAGUGUGAAGUCCCGUUUUCUACCGCUGUCCGAGAAAUUGUAAGAAACAAACAAAAAAAAAUCUCUAGAGACUUUUCUACCGUCGCUGCAUGUUUCUACCAAUAACAAAAAAAAAAUCUCAAUAGCAUUUAUGAAAAACAAUCCAGUGCCUUUUUAAACCUCGAUCACGCGGUCACGUCUUGCUGUUGCUCGUCACGUAGCAAUACGAACUCUGACGGAAGUUUUAUCCCAACAUGCAGUUUCAUUUCCUAAAAAUUCAUCAUGUGACAGCUGUUAAAGUCCCGAGCAUCCAGUCUGCAACGUGGGUUUCACUCUGUCAUCAAAGAACAUGAAAGUCUGUUUAAAUGCAACGUGUGAAUGUGGAGCUAUUUAUUGUGUCGUAGCUUUUAAAAAUAAAAUGUAAAGUUUUUCUUCUCAUCAGUGAAUCCCAUGAAAAGAAACGCAGAGCGUAGUCGACAGUUUUAUCUUGCUCUUUUCUUUGGAUUUAAUAAGAAGAAAAAAACAUAACAGCUUCAGACUUUCUCGUUUCAGUUUGUUGCUAACGCUAUCCGUCACACUUCCUGUCCGAGUCUGUAGUUCAACACGUGUCGGCUCAGUUUAAGCAAAAUUAAAUUGCAAUAAUUUUUACUGAGUGGUGGUGAUGAUGCAGACUUCCAUAUGCAGACGUUCCCUUUAGCAGAACUAUGAAUUAUUUAUUAUCUCUCAGCUCUCAGUGUGUAUUUAUUGCAACUCUGGACACUAAUAUUUUGUUUGUACAGAACAUAAAAAUGUUUUAUUUUAAAGGACAAAUCCACCAACACUGACCUCUGAGUUGAUCUGAGGAAGAUUUUUGGGGAAAGAUGAACUCUGAGGUCAUUUUUGGUGGAAAUCUCUUCUAUGAAAUGUCAUUUAAUAAAUGAUCUGAGGUUUUUUUUUUAAUGCUAUGUAAUAUAUUUUAGGAUAUCAGCAAUGCAAACGCCCUCAAGUCAGCCUGUGCCACAGCUCUGAUGUGUGUGUGUCUGUGUGAAGAUAGAAAUGGAUAAACACUGGGCCAGUUUUUAAACGUUUAA